AUGCUGUUCGCGGCGGCAUGCCUCGCCUUGAGACCCGGAGGCGGGCUGCUGCGGGGAUCCCUGGCACAGCAACCACAGGUGCAGCGGGUGCUGCCGCGACCUCCGCCUGCUAUGCCCAACCGCCAACCUACUUCAGCACCCAUAGUCGCGAACCACGGCAACCGAACCACUGCCAUAGUGAAGCAGGAGUGUCUGCUGUACAGCGCUGAUGUGAAGAACUCAAUCCGAUCGAGCGACGGCAGCGCUGUAAUGAGCGUCGUACUCGUGGACGACCAAGUGGGCCCGGCGGUCGGAGCCGUGGACGUCCGUAACCUAUCGCUCGUCCACAGCCGACUGGGUGCAUUGUUGAUAACCCUGCAGUGGCUGCCGUACGCCCAGCAGCUAGAGGUGACCAAUCCCCGGGAGAUCGAGGAGAUAGCUAAUGCAUCUGCCAUCCUGAAGGACAUACGGCAGGGUGGUCCGGGGUCCAACAUGAGCUCGGUGUCCUUCAUUGACGGGGUCAACAAUACCAUCGGUUACGAGCGCACCGACAACCUCAGAGGCGAUUUCAUACCUGCAACGCCUCUCAGCAUCUUCUCCGAAAUGGCCCUUCCUAGCCGGGGCCGCUGGGUGCUGCUGGUGGAAGAUGCGGGCAGCAGUUACAAGAACCGCUCUGUGGAAUUACUGGGCUGGAAGCUGGUUCUGUGUCCUCCUGUCAACCAGUCCCUACCUGUCAACCUUCGAGAACAGGUGGUCAAGAAAGUGGCAGCUGCCGGCAAGUUGGACCUGUCCUCAGCCCGGUCGGGGGGGGCCUUCAGUGCGACAAUGCGUCAGGCGGCAGCGGGUGACGGAAGAGGACCCUUCGGGGCGCUGGGCAGUGGGGCCCAACCUUUGGUGGCGGCCAUCGGCUCUCUGGUGACGCGGAAUGCCAAAAUCCAAUACAAGUCGUACACAGAGCUGGCAGACGAAGCGGUUGAGGCGGCGAUCCGAGCCCAGAACAACUUUCAAAGGCUAUACGGCCUGCCGAACGAGCUGACUCCGCUCAUCAACAAAGGCCUUCCCUGGGUGGAGCUGUUCAUCGACAACACAUCCCCACCUGCUAAGCGGCACCGACGUCACGAUUCAAAACCAGGUCUGGCCGGGCAAGAUAGUCUUCUGGGCGUUGCAACUCGAGAUGGCCCUAACGGCCCCGUCGUCGUCAACAAGAAGCUAUUGCAGCGGGAGAUGUGCAGCAUCAUGAUGCCGUUGGAGUUCGCGCAGUACACCAGCAGCGAUGACGAGGAGGUCGCUGAGUUAACAGACAGCAACAGUGAUGACGAUUACGUGGAUGAGGAGGUGGAUGACGAAGGCAGCAGUGACGAUGAGAGCCGCCGCCGCCGCCGGGGCCUUGCCGGCCUGUUGGGGCCCUCCAGCAGCCUGCGCUUCCCCACACCGCUGGCCCCCCUGGACUUCACGGAAGCGCCGCUGUUUCCUCAGGCCGGUGGUGGCCUGCGGGCCCCCCUGGAGCUUCAGAGGGCUCUUCUGGAUGGCGGAUGGCCUGCUGGCCGCGGCGGCAGUGGGCCACUGCUCGGCGGGCGACCAGGUAACCCGAAUGUCAUUCCACUCCAGGAAUCCCCGGACGAGCCCGUACUGGGGCAGCCUUGGGACACCGUUGGAGGCACAAACCAGAGAGAUCGUGCUGGGCGGGAACCAAGGACAAUUGGACGACCCAAUCCAGACGCAAUCAACCAAAUCAUCGAGCGUUCCUUCAACAACAUCGAGGCGGGAGUCUAUAACGACGCAGUGCUCAGUGAGCUCAAGGCUGCCGUAAAUCGCGGGGAACGGGCAUCGUCGACUUUGGAUGCUGUUGCUGCAUCAGCUGAGCUCCUGUCGCGGGGGGGCGAUGCGGCCGUGCAGACCGCUCAGGCGCUCAAAGCCAGUGCAGACACAUACACGGAGAUACUGCGAGCCGGCGAGGAGUCGCUUCAGCGCUUCAACGAGCCACAGAUGCAGAACUGGACUCGCGAGUGGCUCAAGAGCGGCGGUGUCAAUCAGGAGUUUGAGGGCAUGAAGAGGGCGGCCAAGAAACGCAAUCAGCAGCCCAACACAGUGGACCGCUUCACGUGGUUAUUCUCCCGGUGA
Molecule: messenger RNA, 2100 nt
Organism: Volvox carteri f. nagariensis
Lineage: Eukaryota; Viridiplantae; Chlorophyta; Chlorophyceae; Chlamydomonadales; Volvocaceae
Exons: 16
Coding region: 1-2100 (699 amino acids)
Source: RefSeq, a predicted model, not a curated record